UUGGUUUUUCUCCUUUGCUUCUUCCGCGGAAUCCUUCCUCUAAUGGCUUAACCAGUAAUCCAAACUUUCUCUCUCUGAAACUCUCUCUCGUUUUCUCCGAGAGAACUCGUGUACGCAUUGGUGAUCUGUGUGUGCCUUGCUCUUCUAAUCUCAGUUCUUUGAUCUUGUCUUCUGUGUAGCGUCAAAGAUGGGCUUUCUUUGAAACAGAUGUAAAUAAAACGGAUUAACAUUGGGGCACACUUGGUGUAAUGCUAGCUUUGCCGGAGUUUGAGUGGAGUUUUGCAACAUGUUGAUAGUUUUUUCAUUGAUUGCCUGUCACUCCUGCAAUGAGAAGUGGAUUUUUUAUGACAACGAAUGCUUCAAGCUACAGUUUGGAACUGCGAAAUCUCUAAAAGCUAAUUGCAGACACUGUUUUGUCAGUGCAGACACCUCCUUUUGGAGGAUGAUUGAAUUCCAUUGAAAAUUUUCUGAUUAUCUUUAGCUGCGCCUGUAAUUAUGGAAAGUGAUGCUGCGGUUUUUAUUUCCAGAUACAAAAUCUUGAAAGAGCUUGGAGAUGGUACUUGUGGUUGUGUAUAUAAGGCCUGGGAUAAGCUAACCGGCGAGAUUGUUGCUGUCAAGAAAUUAAAGAGAAAGUUUUACUUUUGGCAAGAACACACAAAGUUACGAGAACUAAAGGCGCUUCGUAAAUUAAAUCAUCCCAAUAUCAUAAAGUUGAAGGAGGUUGUCAGAGAAAACAAUGAACUCUUCUUCAUUUUUGAGUACAUGGAUUGUAAUCUGUAUGAAAUAAUGAGAGACCGACAAAGUCCAUUUUCAGAAGAAGAGAUCCGGAACUUUAUGUCUCAAGUGUUGCAAGGACUUAGUCACAUGCACAGAAAUGGAUAUUUUCAUCGAGAUCUAAAACCUGAAAAUUUGCUGGUGACAAACAACUUUCUUAAAAUUGCCGACUUUGGACUGGCUAGAGAAGUGUCAUCAGUGGGUCCUUAUACUGAAUAUGUUUCCACACGGUGGUAUCGGGCACCAGAAGUUUUGUUGCAGUCUCCAUCCUACACUCCAGCUGUUGAUAUGUGGGCAGCAGGGGUCAUACUAGCUGAGCUUUUCACUUUAUCCCCCAUUUUCCCCGGUAAAAGUGAAAUGGAUCAAUUGUGCAAGAUAUGCCAUAUACUUGGUGCACCGGACUUUACUAUUUUCCCUGAAGGGACGAACACCUCCCGCUUGCUCAGCAUUUUUAGCUGUGAAGAGAUUUCACCUGCAAACCUUUCCGAUAUCAUUCCAAGUGCUAGUUCAGAAGCUAUUGACUUGAUUUUGCAACUAUGUUCGUGGAAUCCUUCAAGGAGGCCAUCAGCAGAUGAAUCAUUACAACAUCCUUUUUUCCAUGUGGAUUGGGUUCCUUAUCCACUUCGUGAUCCGCUUGAGCUAAAACUGAGCAAUGCAGGAGCAAAGCCAAAACUGGAGUUGAAUUUACAGGACUUUGGCCCUGAACCUGAAGACUGUUUUCUUGGCUUGACAUUGGCUGUGAAGCCCAGUGUUUCGAACUUAGAAGUAGUGCAUAAUGUUUCUCAGGGUUUUGGAGAGGACAUACUGUUUUGUUCUGGUCUGAACGAUCAUUCAGAACGGUCAGUUUUUUGGCCACUAAUUUCUCCUGAUCGAAAUAGAAUUCAACCCCGAGUUGAGUCGUCCUUAUCAUUAUCAUUCAGUUCAUUUCAACGUCCAUAAAAUGGGAGAUCCAUAAUCUGUAAGGUUCUCAAUCACAUCCCGGCAGCCUGAUCUC
Messenger RNA from Juglans microcarpa x Juglans regia, 1768 nucleotides. RefSeq names its product serine/threonine-protein kinase MHK. Gene Ontology annotation, biological process: protein phosphorylation; intracellular signal transduction. The coding region runs from base 496 to 1713 and encodes 405 amino acids. Gene Ontology annotation, molecular function: ATP binding; protein serine/threonine kinase activity. Lineage: Eukaryota; Viridiplantae; Streptophyta; Magnoliopsida; Fagales; Juglandaceae. Gene Ontology annotation, cellular component: nucleus; cytoplasm. The transcript is spliced from 18 exons. The record is from RefSeq and is a predicted model, not a curated record.